AUGUCUUCAACCCACACUGAGAAAGUCCGUGCAGGACAGGCAACAACGGGGCGCUAUGAAGCAACCGCUAAGGCUGCUUCCAAGAGUUUGAAAAAAGAAUCAUCAGUGGCUGUGAUGAUAGAGCCUCUUAUGGUGACAAACGGCGACAGUCUGGUCACUGAGGAUCAUCGUAAAGAUUCAAGAUCAGUAAUCCUUAAGCACGCCGAGGACCUUGACAACUUAAAUGAUAGCUCUCCACAACGUCAUGAAAUGGAGACAGAUCCUCCAAAGACAAAACCAACUGCUCACCCAGUGUUGACAAAUCUUGAAGAAGGGUUAGCCUUGGGGAGAGCAUCAACUCUUGGCUCGCCAAGCCCUCAAUCUCUUCCUGGGGCGCACGCAGUGGCAGGAAUCUUCCCCUCUAGACCCCCACAACCACACACCUUGGCAUCUAGUGCAUUGGAGGAGGGCCAAAGGACAAGCAAUCUUGCCGUGGCAAAUCCAGUGCAGGAAGUGGUGCUAGCAAGGGCAGAACCACAGUGGGAACGUGUGGGAUCACCAAAGACCUAUCCAGCAAAUCAUCUACUUCUGGUACUUUGCUUUGUGCCACUCUUGAUUGUAGCCAUUGCCAUCCCUUUGACACUGAUCAAGGGAGACAGCGAGCAAGUUUCUACUGCAACAAUUACUCCAUCAGCGGCACCCUCAGAGGGCCCAUCAUCUCCCGGCACGCCUGCUCCAACUGGAGCCUUGGAUUUGCUCUUGCUAGAUCUACCCAAAACAAGUAUUGAGAAUGUCCAUAUAUUCAACACUCCACAGCAACAGGCUUAUGAUUGGCUUUUGCAAUAUCCCAACAUCACAGGUCUGGAAAAUUGGAGAAAGAAGCAGCUGUUUGCAUUGGCAUCAUUCUAUUAUGCAAUGGAGGGGGCCCAUUGGCGCAAAGAGAUUAGGGAUAACUUUCUGAUCUAUGAUCAGUUUGGUUAUGAACUCCCUGAAGAAUGCUACUGGUUCUCCAGCAUUUUUGGGAACUUUCAGUUUGAUGCUUACUCUGAAUCAUCUACUCUACCAGCAAUAUAUGUGCCAUGCAAUGGCCACGGAGAAUUCACCACCAUCUUUCUUUCAGAUUUGCAUCUUGCCAACCAUACUCCUUCUAUUCCUGAAGAAAUAGGGCUUUUGACCUCCUUAGAGACUCUUUUAUUGGCAUAUUCGGGAAUACAUGGGAAUCUGGCCACUUUUCUGCCACCAGAGCUCUACAAGAUGUCCAGCUUGACGCGGCUUCGGCUGCAUGAAAACCAGCUAUCUGGGAAAAUACCCUCACAAAUUGCACUCUUGAGGAAUCUGGAAGCGCUGUCCCUCCACACAAAUGCCCUUACUGGAAGCAUUCCCACUCACCUGGGGCUUCUGUCUAAUUUGACUGGCCUUUGGUUGAGAGCCAACAGACUUGAUGGCAGCAUUCCCAAGGAGCUGGCAUCUCUUUCAGAACUUGCAAGUCUACGUUUAGACAAUAAUGAUCUGACAGGGACCGUUCCAUCAUGGCUUGGCCUGAUGACUCAAUUGACACAUCUGAACUUGCAUUUCAAUGCACUCACUGGAACAAUCCCCACACAGCUGGCCCUCUUGACAAAUCUGAAAAAUCUCACCCUAUCAGGAAAUGAGCUCACUGGCGGGAUUCCAAAGUGGCUGGGGUUGCUGACCAGCUUGAUUGAGCUGUCACUUGGUGGAAACUCUUUUAGUGGGACCAUACCUAGUGAGCUGGCACAAUUGACCAAUGUGCAGACUCUGGAUUUGUCCAAUCUGCCACUGCUGAGUGGAGAAAUUCCACAAGAGUUUGGUCUUCUAACUGCUGGACUGGGAGAGCUCAAUCUGACUGGGAGCCUGAAUCUGAUGGGGGCUGUGCCAGCAGAGCUUUGCUUUUUGCAGAACAGCUCUUGUCAAUUUAUGGAUUCCUACUGGCAACAGAUGUUUGAUUGCUUCUUGUUAUUUGACUGCACAGAUUCACUGCGUGGUUGUGGGUGCAGCUGCCAGCAGAGUGCAUGA
Seminavis robusta is the source of this 2013-nucleotide messenger RNA. The record is from the annotation of a GenBank genome assembly. Lineage: Eukaryota; Bacillariophyta; Bacillariophyceae; Naviculales; Naviculaceae.